AAAGUGAAAUGUUUAUUAUUUCUUUGAAAUUUGAUGACAAUGGCAGAAAGACAAAAGAAUAAACAAAUCCAGUAUUUCACAAAAUUCUCGAAUCUUUCAAGUGACUAACAAAAUAGCAUCUUAACUGUAAUGUUGGCCUCCUGAAAAGAGUUGGGAUUAAGCUUGUUCGCUUAGCUCGGCGAUACAUCAGCACGAUUGGAGUUUGAGACCGGGCAGCGUGAUAGCAGCGUCAGGCAAUCGUCCACAAAGCCAAGUCACCGUGAAGCGCAGAGCCGCAGAACGUCCAAAGUCUUUCGUCGGAAGCGUUAGCCGACGUCCUCGCUUACGCAGCUGGACUUGUGUACCGGAUCGGGAGGCUUUGAAGAGUGCGCCGACUAGCAACUCGUGAAAAAAGCUUCAGCGAAUUGGCGAGAGUCCGAAAAAAAAGUCAGAAGAAUGCUCUCUGAUGGUUAGCAAGUCCUCUCCUGUGUACUUGAGUCCCGAGACGCUCGUCAAACACAAAAACACAAACCGUAACGGAGAGCAUUCCGCAGGCUACAACACUGCACGUUGUGUAAUUCAGCAAAAAAAAAAAAAAAAAAAUGUGACGUCAGUGAAAACAACCCAUAGUAAAGUAACCAUGACAGUAAAAGUUGUAUGGAAAGAUAGUUUACAAAAAGGCCUGAAUGAAAUGUAAUGCCUGUAAACUCCAUCUUCAUUUGGCAAUUGGAUUGAGCAAUCUGGGGGAUUUCGAGAAUGGCGUCACUGUCCUGAAGGAGAUGAAGGCUUGGAAUGGUUUGAAUCCGUCGAGAAAUGUGGAAAGAGGAGGAAAAUAAAAUACAUCCUCAAUGAUGAGCAUGAGCUUCGGGUCACAAGGGUCUCGGAUGUGCAUGAGGAAUAAAUGCAGUGGGAAACGCUGCUCAUCCAGCAGCGUCUGAAGGGAAGUUCAAGCGCAGUUUGGAAUAACCACUUCCACAUCGGGCAACUAAAACAAGGUAGUCGCCACUCGGGUCGUAUUGAUUUUUCGCGGAAAUGAAGUGCACAAUAUUUGUUUGCGAGUGUCCGCAGUGGCACCGCGUGACGUCCGGGACCGGCACAACAUUUUCACGAUGUUCUAAAUCGGUUUCCGGGUGAUUGCUUGUGAACGUCAACAAUCAGGUAGCCGCCGCAUUGUGCGGUCCUAAAGAGAGACAAACGGGAAAAACUGCUUUGGUAAGAGAUGUUCUUGAAGAGGAGUCCGUCAACAAGACAAGCGGCAUUCUUACGACAAUUGUGGCGCUGGUGCUCACCGCAAACAUCCAUUUUUUUCAAGAUUCGAUGUUCUCUUCUUGAAUCCGGAUUGAUCAUGAUGGAAAGGACCGCGACCCUUUAUCUCCUGCUCAUUUCAGGUUUUUUGGGGUUUUUUUUUAUAUCCAGUUUACAAAUGUAUAUGUAAACAUUUUCAUGAUAUUUGGAAUUAUACAAUGCAAAAUAAACGAGUGCUUGUUGCCUAAGCGAUGGGCCGUCAUUCCCCAGAAUUCUGCUCCUUUAAAGCGGCGUUUUGCGAGUUCCACCACAUCUCGCUCCAGAGGAGCCACCAAGAAGCGAAGGCCUACUGCAGACGGGUGCACGCGGGCCUCGCCUCCAUCAACGACCUGACAGAUAUGAACCGUCUGGUGGCUUCGGUUCCAGACGACGCCGUCAGAUCGUGGAUUGGGCUCGAGUUGGGAAACGCAUCGAGGUGGCACUGGGCUGGGCCUGAUCGAAAACUGGAUUUCUUAAACUGGAAGUCGGGAGAACCACAGGGUUUGGGUCGUCAUUCAUGCGCAGCUAUGGAUCUGCAGGGAGAAUGGUUUGAAAGUGAGUGUGAAACCCAAAGGAGCUUUGUUUGUCACAUUGCAGCAACCAGUCAGACGAGCGCACGAGAGACGCCGCCGACGACCGUCAAGACGCCUUCGAACGCGUCGUCUUCACAGGCGGUUGCAUUUCCUUCCACCGCAGCGACGCCCGCCCAGCAAUUAAGUACAGGUGGCGUAUCGGCAUUUACGACGCUGAUGGGGACACUGAACACAACACAAUCAUCCGGCGGAACAUCAUCUGAAACUGGACCACCUUCGACUUCAGGACAGCUGAUCCUAAUUCGUGAAGACGUGACUUGGCUGCAGGCCUUGCGUUACUGCAGGGAGCACCACAAGGACCUGGUCCACGUCACAGGGCGAAGCAUUCAGGAUCGAGUGGCCCAGAUGGCUCGGAACGCCACAUCGUCCCGCAUUUGGCUCGGGCUGCGCUACGCUUGCAACUUUGACCUUUGGUUCUGGAGCGGUGCGUCCGCCGACUGUUACCAGAACUGGGCGCCUGGCCAAGGGCCGUCAUCAGAGCGCGUGUCUGAAUGCGGACUAGCUGGUGCCGUGGUGACCACAGGGGGGCAGCAAUGGGUGGGCUUGCCUGAGACGCAGCGACUGAACUUUAUCUGCCAGGACUGCGCCGGAUAAGGAAGGUUUAGCGAGACGCGUGAGCUGGUUGCGCUACUUUCCCUUUGCGAUAUUCACAGGUUUCGUCUCUGUACUACCCCCCCACCCCCACCCCUCAAGCGCACUCGUGUGAGAGGAAAACCCAGGACCGCCUCCUCCAUUGUUCGCUGCGAAUGUCAUUAAAUAUGAAAAACACGGCAGCGCGCGGGGCCAGCGCAUUCAUGAGCAGACGGGAGAGUGACGUGAGAACAUUGAUCGGCCGCUUUCACUCAGGGGGGGGUGUUAAUAUUUGCAUGUUGACCUCUGCCGUUUGGGCUGCGAGAAACUCUUUUUGGGGCCACCCUGGACCCCGUGCAGAAGGCCCGCUGCCCCCCCCCCCCUUUCCCCAUACUGACCUUGUCCGCAGCGCCGAGGUGUGCGGCGACCAGCUAUAACCGUGAGAAAAAGUUCAUGAUGUUCUAAGCUGCUGACCAUUCGAGUGUGAAUAAGGAAAUAACCAAUAAAUCACAAUCAAAAACAAUAAAUGAACAAAAUGGUGGCUGAUUCAUUGAUGUACAUUAAAAUGACUAUAAAACAUCGUGUAA
Molecule: messenger RNA, 3013 nt
Organism: Syngnathoides biaculeatus (alligator pipefish)
Lineage: Eukaryota; Metazoa; Chordata; Actinopteri; Syngnathiformes; Syngnathidae
Product: macrophage mannose receptor 1
Exons: 4
Coding region: 1476-2450 (324 amino acids)
Source: RefSeq, a predicted model, not a curated record